AUGUCGAAGCCCAAAGUCCGAAAACUGCAAGAUUACCCAAGGGGUUUCCCGAAAAUCUCCUGCUUCCUCGACAGCGACGAUGCCUUCAUGGUAUACCGGCGCUUCGGCUCGGUAUAUUCCCGCCUCUUGCUGUCUAAACAGGACGAGAUGAGCAGGAUGGAAGCUACACUUCUCGCCAUGGACCAAACAGAUCACGCUGAUGGCAAUGAAAGCUAUCUUAUGUCGAGACCUUUCGAUGUUGAGAGAGAAGAGAUUCCUGAGGUGUGGAAGGGGCAAUCGAGGGUAAAGCUGUUGGAGAGGAUGGAGAAGGUCGCGCUUGAGUAUGCGGAAUUACUGCUCAAAGCUCAAAAGCUCAAGGCAAUGGAUAGGCCGUCGAAUCGAGACUAUCGGAGCGUCUUACACUUCAUGGAGAAUGAUGGAGGUCAGCUUUUUGAAGAGGAUAUGGGAUUUAUAUAUGAGAAAGAAGAUCUAAUUACUUUGAGACCGGGCAGGGAGUAUGCUUGGCUCGAUGGACUGCUUGAGCGGACGUUGAAGGUGCUGCGGUGUAGGCUUAUCAAGUUUUUCUUCUGCCCUAAAGAGACAAGAGACAAGACCGACGACAAAGAUAUCCACUACUACGACCGCGAUAGAAUCUCGACUUGCGUGACGAUGAUGAUCACCACCAUAGUCUUGGCUCUCCUCGUGGUGCCGAUUUGGCUCCUCUACAGAUUCUCCAUUCAGGGAACAAUUGCCACAAGUCCGGAUACUAUCGGCGUAGUCCUUGUCUUUACCCUUGUGUUCUCUGCUGCCCUCACGGGCUUCACGAAGGCGAGACGGCAUGAGAUCGUGGCCGCAUCCGCAGGUUAUUGCGCCGUGUUGGUCGUAUUCUUGGGCAACGUGAACAACGUGGGUAGUGUGCCUCGCUAG
Molecule: messenger RNA, 906 nt
Organism: Letharia lupina
Lineage: Eukaryota; Fungi; Ascomycota; Lecanoromycetes; Lecanorales; Parmeliaceae
Exons: 6
Coding region: 1-906 (301 amino acids)
Source: RefSeq, a predicted model, not a curated record